This is a messenger RNA of Hemicordylus capensis (graceful crag lizard), 15927 nucleotides long. It is a transcript of the gene TULP4, whose product is annotated as TUB like protein 4. Bases 2760 to 7502 code for a protein of 1580 amino acids. Gene Ontology annotation, molecular function: protein binding. The record is from RefSeq and is a predicted model, not a curated record. Lineage: Eukaryota; Metazoa; Chordata; Lepidosauria; Squamata; Cordylidae. The transcript has 16 exons.
GGCAGAGCCUCGGGCAGGUGGGUGAUGUCUCCAGUGGGACAGAGUGCCUCACCUCACCUGGCCUGUAUUUAGGAUCAUGGCCUGAACUAUAUCAAGUUGCAAAUAUUUUAGAAUUGAAGUGGCCAUAGAUAAUACCAACCUUUGUCAUGUUUUUGACAGGUCUUAUGUCAGUUUGAGGACAUAACCCUGAGACAUUGCAUCUAUUGUCAGUUUGAAAUCAGUGGCCCAGCCAGGGCUGUCUACUUGUUCUCUAGACAGCCAGUAGUCAGUGACUGCAAAGGGGAUAGUGCAGGAGUAUUCAGCGUUGCUUCUUCGCUGGCAGAAUGGCUUGUUCUGACUGCUAAGGGAGGUAAAGUAGUAGCUACUGGAUACAAGAUAAAAUAGGUGCUUGAAAUAUACUUUCUUAGAGAUGAGACCAAAGGCAUGACUCUCUUGUGGAGAUCAGUCAUGAGAUUGAUAGCUGAUGUCAAAAAGUAACAAUAUGAGGUUCCGCUGUACUGUGCCAGCCAGCAGUUGAUAAUUUGUAGGCACUGUGGGCUCUUGUGUAGUACGAAGAACAAGGUCUGUAAAGCCAGCUUUUGACUUGGCAGGAGGAAAGAACAGUUUUCAGAUUAGCUGGGCCAUGGGCAGCAGUACUUGGAGGUGGGCAUCCAGAAACCAGGAUUGAGAGCAUCAGGAACACAGAGCUGGCCAGGUUGAGGAAUCAGGACUGGAGCAUAGAGACAGGAAUCAAGAGCCAAGUACAUGCCAGGAUUUGAGCCAGAUUUGGAAGCAUCCAGGGAAUCCCGACUUUGAGUGACAGAUGGCUUACUAGACUGCCAUAGCUAAACUGCGAAGCCAGAUGCAGCCCAACUUGCCAAAUUGAGGGAGCGCCUGUGCAUACCGUAUGUACAUGUAUAUACACACACAUACUUCUGCAACCACACAGAUUGGCAGUUGCAUACUUUAGAGAGUUUUUGCAAUUGAUGAAAAUUAAGUCAAGCACCAGAUGGAGCAACCUGACAGCACAAGGACCGAAAGCCCAUGGAAUGCCAUCUGUUACUAGCGGUCAGCUUUCCAUAUGGUCUGCAGCAAGUGAAAAAAGUUUGCAAGAAGCGGAAGAAGAAAAACGCCCUCUGCACAGAAUAAACUACACAGAUACCUCUACAAAAUUCUAAUUUAAAUAAAGCAGUCUGAGCGGAGAGGAGAUACUUCUUGUCCCAAAAUAAGAAAUAAUGCACACGUCUUUGGUGCUUUUCUGCAUUGGACUCUGACAAAUUGAGUUGGGGUGGUUAUGCUUGCCUCUUAAGCAGUGGCGCAUAAUUGUGUGGUAAUGACUGGAAGAAAGCGAGUCCAGGAGCAGUGGGACAGAUUUAGGGGUUGAACUUUAUCAUCUUGUAUUGAGUUUUGCAACUGAAUUUUCUAAUUUUCUGUCGUCUCCCUCCUUGUUUUGGUCUUUGUUUUAUUCCUUGUGAUAUGGUACAAAUGCUAAUCAUUUGAGAUAAAUAUUACUCAAAGCAUUGGGAACACUCUUGAAAAAGUUCUACAGCUGCAAAUGUGGUGAUUGGAAUUAUGAAUCUGCUCUCUAGGGAAGCACCAUUAAAGAAGGAGCCCCUUGAACACGCAAGGGAGACAUCACAAGAAGCAGGAGAAGCAAGGGAAAGCUGUAUGUUCUGUGUGGCUCCCCUAUCUAUUUUUAAUUGGCUGUUUUUCUUCCUUUCUUGAAUCUUGCAAGAUCUGCAAAUAAUUGCUUACUUGAUGUGCUUUUAGCUUUGGCACGUUACAGGAGGAUGAAAAAGAAGUCCUACGAUUCUCUUCUAGUGGAAAAAGGGAAAAGUCAGAGGCAUAAAACAGCCCAAUGUUUUGGAGGAGACUUCAUGAUUCACCUUAGGUGAACAUACCUGCUUUAAAAGCUUCAGAGCAUUAAACAAAAAAACCUACUAAAUGAAAAGGGGCUUUCAUGUUCAUUUCUGCGUGUGUCGUAGCAAAUUGUAAGGAAGCCGACCAGAGAGUCUCCAGUGGAGGUGGUGGGGAAGCCACCAGCUGCAAAGGAAAUGGGACUGCCUUUGGUUUGCAAAGACCACUGGAAUGAUCUGUCGAGUUUGGAGAGGGCUUUCCCAUCUGACCUGACUCGUUGUUGUUAACUGCAGCCAGCUCUGGUCUGUGGUCUCACAUGGUCUGUGUGCCUUUUUUUCCCUUUAUGCAAUCUAUUUCAGCUUUAGCAGCAGAAAUUGGUCUGGUGGGGAAGAUAUGCCAGAGGGAAGAUUGGGGGAAAGAUGAAUGAAUGUCCUAUAUGUGUACGUGUGAAAAUCCAACUGGAGGAAAUCUUUUUAAAGCCUUAAGUUACUUGAAACCUACACAUCUGCAAACCUUUGUCUCUGGAAUUGCAUAAUUCUAUACUGGAAAUCUCAGGCUGUAUGACGAUUCUAUCAAAUUGAGCAAAAAGGCGGCUCACCAUUUCUUUGAACGCCUCUUCUGAAGUAGCUGUUUCUCCAAAGGAUAAGUGUACCCUCACUCUAAUGACUCCAAAUCAAAAUGAACCUAAUUUGUUUUGGUUUUUUUUCAGCAUUACAUUUUCUUAGCCAACUCUCAUCAUCUUUUAUAGAGAAAUUUUUCACUAUGCAUUUGGUGGAUAUUUAUAAAAACAGACCUUCUCUCUGCUCCCUCGUAUUCUGAUCUGUCUAAAACAUUUGGUCUUAUCAAUAAAACAAACAUUGACUUAGGUUUUCUGCACUAGACAAAGUACUUUCUUAUGUCAAAAGGGAAAAAUACGGCAAAGGAUGUAUGCAGCAGUGGAACAUGGGCCUGUCCUCUGCAGUGAUUCCAACAUCCUCUGCCUCUCUUGGAAAGGCAGGGUACCGAAGAGUGAAAAAGAGAAACCUGUGUGUCGGAGGCGAUAUUAUGAAGAAGGCUGGCUUGCAACAGGCAACGGCAGGGGAGUUGUAGGGGUUACCUUUACCUCUAGCCACUGUAGAAGAGACAGGAACACUCCCCAGCGGAUCAACUUUAACUUAAGGGGCCACAACAGUGAGGUGGUGCUUGUAAGGUGGAAUGAACCAUUUCAGAAGCUGGCAACAUGUGAUGCAGAUGGUGGAAUAUUUGUUUGGAUUCAGUAUGAAGGCAGGUGGUCUGUGGAACUUGUGAAUGAUCGUGGGGCACAGGUGAGUGAUUUUACAUGGAGCCAUGAUGGAACACAAGCACUUAUCUCCUAUAGAGAUGGUUUUGUGCUAGUUGGAUCAGUCAGUGGACAAAGACACUGGUCUUCGGAGAUUAACUUGGAGAGUCAGAUCACCUGUGGUAUAUGGACUCCUGAUGAUCAACAGGUCCUAUUUGGCACUGCUGAUGGUCAGGUUAUUGUCAUGGACUGCCAUGGCCGAAUGCUGGCACAUGUUCUCCUUCAUGAGUCUGAUGGCAUCCUUAGCAUGUCCUGGAACUACCCAAGCUUCUUGGUGGAAGACAGCAGUGAAAGUGACACCGAUUCUGAUGAUUAUUCCCCACCACAAGAUGGCCCAGCUGCAUAUCCAGUCCUGGUUCAGAACACCAAACCACUACUCACUGUCAGCUUCACAUCAGGAGACAUUAGCUUAAUGAACAACUAUGACGACUUGUCUCCUACUAUCAUCCGCUCAGGGUUGAAAGAUGUAGUGGCUCAGUGGUGCACACAGGGAGACUUGCUGGCUGUAGCAGGCAUGGAAAAGCUAAGCCAGCUGGCUGAAUUUAGCAGUGCUUCCUUUCUGAAAAGUGCACUGGUCAAGUUCUACAAUGUUCAUGGAGAACAUAUCUAUACCCUGGAGACAUCUGUGCAGCGUCCCAUAAUCUCAAUUUGCUGGGGCCACAGGGACUCACGUCUGCUCAUGGCUUCUGGCCCUGCACUCUACGUUGUCAGAGUGGAACACAGAGUGUCCAGCUUACAGCUCCUGUGCCAACAAACCAUUGCUAGCUCCUUGCGAGAUGACAAAGAUAUCAGCAAGCUGACCCUGCCUCCCCGGCUCUGCUCAUACCUCACUACUGCCUUUACACCAACUAUCAAGCCUCCUAUCCCAGACCCUAACAACAUGAGAGAUUUUGUUAGCUACCCAACAUCAGGCAAUGAAAGGCUUCAUUGUACAAUGAAGAGAACAGAAGAUGACCCAGAAGUUGGAGGUCCUUGCUAUACAUUGUAUUUGGAAUACUUAGGGGGGCUGGUGCCUAUCUUGAAAGGACGCCGCAUUAGUAAACUGCGGCCUGAAUUUGUCAUCAUGGAUCCUAAGACUGAUGGAAAAGCAGAUGAAAUCUAUGGAAAUAGUUUGAUUUCCACUGUGAUUGACAGCUGCAACUGCUCUGAUUCCAGCGAUAUUGAACUGAGUGAUGACUGGGCUGCGAAAAAGUCUCCUAAAAUCACUAGAGCUAGCAAAUCACCCAAACUUCCCAGAAUUAAUAUAGAAGCUCGCAAAUCUCCGAAGUUGUCACGAGCUGCUCAGGAGAUAUCAAGAUCUCCCAGGUUGCCAAUAAGGAAGCCCUCCAUAGGUUCACCAAACCUAACUCGUAGAGAGUUUCCUUUGGAGGAUAUAACUCAGCACAACUACCUUGCUCAGGUCACAUCAAAUAUCUGGGGAACCAAAUUCAAAAUUGUGGGUUUGGCAGCUUUCCUACCAACUAAUCUUGGUGCAGUUAUAUAUAAAACCAGCUUGCUGCAUCUCCAACCCCGGCAAAUGACCAUAUAUCUUCCAGAAGUGCGGAAGAUUUCCAUGGACUAUAUAAACUUGCCUGUCUUCAACCCUAAUGUUUUUAGCGAAGACGAAGAUGAUUUGCCAGUGACUGGAGCUUCUGGAGUUCCUGAGAACAACCCACCUUGCACUGUAAACAUCCCGAUUGCGCCUAUUCACAGUUCAGCACAAGCAAUGUCACCAACUCAGAGCAUUGGGUUGGUUCAGUCAUUGCUGGCCAAUCAGAAUGUGCAGUUGGACGUCCUUGCCAAUCAGACAACAGCUGUGGCAGCGGCAGAUCAUGUGACAGAUAAUGCAGUCCACUACCCAAUCCCAAGCAGGUACUCCAACCCAGGCCAGGUGAUAUUUGGCGGAGUAGAAAUGGGGCGCAUCAUCCAGGCGCCCCCUCAGUUAUCCCUGCCACCUCAGGGUGCUAUCCAGAUGGCAGUUGUGGACCACAGAGAUGGAGACCGAGACCAUGACCACCUACAAAAAGCUAAAAUGUUACGUCCAGUUCCACAGCUAGCUGAAGGAGAAGCAGCUGUCUUCAGCACUGCCCAAGAAAUUCAGAUGAACAAAAUGAACCCUCCUCCUCCAUACCCUGGAACCAUACCAGCAGCUCCUACCACAGCUCCUCCUCCUCCACCUGUCCCUCCGCAACCUCCCUUGGACCUCUGUUUGAAAAAGGGUGAUUUCCCCCUUUAUUCAGCAGGGCAUUAUCAGACUCCUCUUGGCUAUGAGAGAAUAACCACCUUUGACAGCAGCGGGAAUGUUGAGGAGGUAUGCCGACCUCGGACGCGGAUGCUGUGUACCCAGAACACAUACACUUUGCCGGGUCCUGGCAGCUCUGCUACCUUAAGGAUCACUUCAUCAGAGAAGAAGAUUCAGCAGCCCUGUACCAGUGCUACCCUGAACAGGCUCACGGUUCCACGCUACUCCAUUCCAACUGGGGAUCCACCGCCAUACCCAGAGAUUGCAGCCCAGCUCUCUCAGGGCCGUGGCCUCACGCAGAGGCUGGACAAUAGCAUCAUCCAUGCCACUCUGCGGAGGAAUAGCAGAGAGGCAGCACUGAAAAUGGCUCAGCUGGUCGACAGCCAGAGAGCCACUCUGCAGCUUCCGCCAAAACUAAAGAGCAACGUUGUGGCCGCCCAGUACCAGCCAAGGGUGCCGACAGCACUAUACACCUGCAGUCAGUGCAGCAGCAAUGGUGGCAGCAGCAACACUAACAGUGGAUGUGGGAACAUCAAUAGUGCCAACACUAACAGCAGCACUUCUGGCAUCAGCAGCAUGAGGCCAGAUGUAACAAUGGGGAGCAGCUCUCAGCACAGCUCUGUUAUCGCACAUUCGGUCAGUACUUCACCUUUGGCCUCACAGUCCUCUUACAACUUGCUGAGCCCACCUGACAGCUCUCGUGAACGGACAGAUUAUGUAAACUCUGCCUUCAUGGAGGACGAGGCUCUCUCUCAGCACUGCCCAGUGGAGAAAUCAAUGCGCCAUGUCCCUAUAGCCAUGGCAGAGCCUGGCAUUGGUGUAAAAAGACCACCCCCCUACCAGUGGGAACCGAUGGUGAGUGAGGAAAUAUGGGUUCCUCAGGAAAGGACAGCUCCGAGUACUUUACCUAACCCUGUUAAACCUGCCCCUCUAGUAAUUGGUCAAGCUCAGCAUCUGGAUAUAUCCCGAGCACCAUUUGUUUCCCCCAAAUCUCCAACCAGUCCCACUACCACCUUCCAGAUGAGUUACGGAGUUGGAGCCCCAUAUGUAGGGAGCUACAGUGUUCCUCCUCCUCCACCUACUCCUCUUCAAGGAAUGCAGGUCCCCUGUUCUCCCAAAGAAGCUCUGGCCCCACCCCAGAUUGCACAACAGGAACCAACAGUUGUGCUUCAGCCAGGUUAUCCCUCUAACCUCUCUUAUUGCCCCUUGCCCCCCAUGUACCCUGGAAAUAGCACUUGCUCGAGUUUACAGCUGCCACCAAUGGCCUUGCACCCAUGGAAUUCCUACAGCACAUGCCCACCUGCUGUGCAAAGUGCUCAAGGCACUCUGCCCCCCAAGUCACUACUAGUGGUGGAGAAACCUGUUAUGUCUCCACCACAAGCAGAGCCUCAAGGUCACGUGGGUACAGAUGCGAUGGCAGAGACAGCGGACAACUUCCAAGAAGUACUCUCCCUGACAGAAAGCCCUGUUCCUCAACGGACAGACAAGUUUGGGAAGAAGAAUCGGAAGCGGCUGGAUAGCCGAGCAGAUGAAGGAAACAUGCAGGCUAUCACAGAGGGAAAGGUCAAAAAGGAGGCGAGGACAACGCUGACCGACUUCAACUCGCUGAUCUCCAGCCCUAGACUGGGCAGGGAGAAGAAGAAGGUCAAAAGUCAGAAGGACCAGCUGAAGUCAAAAAAGCUGAACAAGAUUAACGAAUUUCAGGACAGUUCAGAAAGUGAGCCUGAACUGUUUAUUAGUGGGGAUGAACUGAUGAAUCAGAGCCAGGGCAGUAAAAAGGGGUGGAAAACCAAAAGGAACUUGAGGACUGCCAGUGAACUGGAUGAAUUUAAGUGCCGGAAAGCAAACGAAAAGGAGGACGGACGGCUGGGAAGCCAGGGCUUUGUGUAUGUAAUGGCCAACAAGCAGCCCUUGUGGAAUGAGGCAACCCAAGUCUAUCAGUUGGACUUUGGAGGGCGAGUGACCCAAGAAUCUGCAAAAAACUUCCAGAUUGAGCUGGAAGGGAGACAGGUCAUGCAGUUUGGGAGAAUUGAUGGCAAUGCUUACAUUUUGGACUUUCAAUAUCCAUUUUCAGCGGUGCAGGCCUUUGCGGUAGCUCUGGCUAAUGUGACUCAACGCCUCAAAUGAAAGGAGAACAAGCAUGAAGAGAGGAAAACUUAAUAAGUCUUUCUGCAUAAGGGACAACCCAGGAAGUGUCAGGGAGGCCUGGUAGAGAUGUGCAAACAAUGCUGAGAGUGAAGAAGCGCAACUGAAAAAUGUCUCUGAUUGCCUGAAAGAGGGCAUCAACUUUAAACGUUAUUGGGGGUGGGGGGCGGAGCUUUUUGGUUUGGGUUUUCUUUUCUUUGAAUCAACAUUGUGCUGGUUUUCAGAGCAAGCAAAGGAUGAGAGCUAUUCAGUGUUAUGUUGGGAAAUGUGGCUUUUGGCUUGUUGUGAUGGUUCUUCUGUGUUUGCUGCAAAAAAAAAAAAAGCUGAUGUAAGCCAAUAGGGGGAUUUUAAAAGACUGCCCUUCUUUUUCUUUGUUUCUUUUAUAGACUGCCUUAUAUCAUGCUGUUCUUUUUGAAGCAGGGAACGUAUCUCUCCCCACCCCCACCUCUCGGACCACUUUGGACUAUUAUAUCAAUAGUAACCCUAAAAAAGCAAAGAAAGAAAGAAAGAAAAUGCUAUAAUAUACUUGAAGACACAUGUUUCUUUUCUGAUAACUGAGCACUGUAGGCAACAUGGAGAUUUUUCAGAAGUCCAUACUCAGUUUCUAAAAUGUUGUUCAGAAGAAAGAAAUGAAAUUUACUUUUGGGGUGGUUUGCAAAAGUUGAAAAGGUUAGUUUUGUUUUCUUUCUCUGUGUACUGUGACCUAGGUUACGAGUUCUGUACCAGAAGAGUGGAGAAUGGGACGCAGGAAGAGAAGGGAAUGAUGAGGAAUGCAGAUAUACAAGUGUUGACUUAUAAUACUUGUACUAGUUUUGGUACAAAUUUGUGGGGUAGAUAGAUACGACCUGAUGUGGCACUUAGGAAAAAGUUACAUCUGCUGCUCCUCACUUCUGAUGUUUUCAGUGGAAUAAGUAUGAACACACCCAGUGAUUAGUCUGAGUUCCACAACACUAUAGUUCUAAUUGGGAAGGAUGGGGCAUCAGCGGAAGUAUUUCCUGUCUCAAUCAGGAAUUUCCUGUAUCAAUGGUUUCUCAUAGGCAGCCUCACUGGAACUGGAUUUCUGGAUGAACUCAAGCCCUGAUAUAAGGGCCAUUGUUACCAGUGAGCAAGGUUGCCAUUUUUUUUUAACUGACCCUGCUCUUGUGCCUUUAGCAGAUGUGCAAUAAGUGAAAAAUUAGCAGGUAGAAGUUUUUCUUGCCAUAUUACUGCAUGUCAUUAAGAGCUCUGCCUGCUUAAUUUCUGUAUGCCAGGCUGUGGUUAAUGGCAGAGGAGCAAGGCCAGUUAAAAAAAUUUUAAAAGCCAACACUGCUAGGAAGUUCUGGGAGCAAUUUGCUUGGAGGACUAGCAGGCUGGAUUUGUGAAUAGAUUCACCACAGACAGAGUGUUGAAGAGAUAAUCCAGAGUUUGUUCAUUUUUACCUUUUUGGGAUGGUUUGUAAAAGUUUAAAAAGUUGAUUUUGUUUUAUUUCCUUGUGUACUGUGAUCUGGGUUAGGAAUUCCAUAGCAGAAGAGUGAAGAAUAGAGGGUGGGGAGAGAAGGGAAGGAUGAGUCAUGCAGAUAUAUGUGUGUUGACUUAAAUCAUUUAUACUGGAGGGAAUCAGUGCUGAAACAGUCUGAGAGGGCUGGAUGCAGAGAAGUGACAAGAGGGAGGGCAGGCUAGAGGCAAAUAUAGCUCAGAAUAAAGGGAGCCAGGCAUGGCCAAAGUUUGCUGUACCCAAUCAAAGGCCUAGACCUGACCUAGAAGUAUUUCUAGCCAGUCUAGGUUAGGGAGGAUCAGUGGGUUGUUGGGAGAGGAGCCCAGGAAAGAGAAUACUUGCUCUUCUCCAUCUGUUCUGCAAGCCUGGAGUGGCUCACCAUCAUGGGUGUUAAUGUAGAGGCUAGAAAGUUCCCAGUUUAAGUCCACCUGUCUAUGGGUACCCUGCUGAAAAGGAAAAAAGAAGAGUUGGGAAGUACGUUUCUUUACCCUGUCCUACAGUCAAAGCAUGUCGUCUCUGGCUGUAAAUUGGAAUGGGCAAUGCUCCAGAAACUGGAUUGAAAGCCAGAAGUAAUAGAGAACAUAAUGGUUUCUUUAAUCAACUUUGCAUACUAAGAGCGACUGUUUCUACCUGAUGGACUCCAAUUAUAUGUCAGUGCCGUGGCAUGUAAUUUAAAAGAGUUGAUUUUAAGAGAGAGUGUGAAUCUGUUGGCCUGUAUUAUGCUCCUAUAUUUUCCUGGAUUUGAGCUGGAAAUUUUCACCAGUAAAUGUAUGCAAACCAAAAUAUAUUUUAUGAAAGUGAUUUUCACAUCAGGUAGCAAAGUUUUAACUGUAGUUUCCUGGUAAAUGUUGAUAUAGAAAUGUGUAAAUUGGUGUGGAGACUGUGAUGGUGACUCCCUCCUUGUUCAGUAUUACUUAUUUUCCAAAAAUCCACCACAAACAUAUUUACUUAGAAAGGAAAGAGGGUGGGAGGACCCAAGCAGGUAAAAUGAAUGCUUUUUUAAAAAAAAGUAAUUGGGUCAAGCAGGAAAUUCUUAGCAAGUUGUCUUCAUUCUGUUGUUCUGCACAGAAGGUGUGUUAGCAAAUUGUUUCUCUAGGAGAAGGAUAAAACAGUUGUGUGCUCUAAAAUAAUCCAAAUUUUGUGCCAAGAUAUCUCAAAUUCUGUACCACAGAAAACUCUGAAUUCAGCGUAGCUAACCAUAUGUUCAUACAUCUGGUUCACACACAAUUCUUCUGUUAAUGUUGUGGGGUGGAGUGAGGGCCAAAGAACUGAGUAGGGCACAAAAGCCCUUUCUGCAACCUACUGAUCUCUUACCCCUGCCUCUAGCUUCUGAAAAUUCAUCAAGCAUUAUUCUCACACUUUCAAGCCCAUUUUCACAGGCUGAAAGACUAAAAACUCAUGUUUCUAAAGUACAAACAAGCAAGUAAAAGCUGCAAUACUCAGCAUGCUAAAUUCAUACCCAAUACAAACUCUGUACUUCUACCAUGAUCACGGAAUCACAACAUACAGCCCUAACAACUAUAAACUGUUGAUAAUUCCUGCCCCACUUGAAGCUUUGUGUUUCGUAUAGCAGUGCUUCCCGAUACAUGCACAUUUGGGGAGAAACCAGUGUGUUUCUUGUGCUCACUCAUCAAAUGCAACUUAAUACUCUUCCCCUGAAGAACUGGUACAAAGCACCUAAGUCUGUCUAGUGCCCGUUGCUUAUGAAUAAACUAGUCCUCCCUUCCACAGUUAAAAGAUAGAUUAGCUUAGUAUUUAUUAGCUUUCCCUUCCUUCACCCCGUUACACUUCCACCUGUUGUCUGCACAAAAUGAUUCCAAUAGCUUUGAGUCAAUGGUGCCCUUGUUUAAGGGAAGGCACUUCUGUUCAUGCAAGAGGAAGUCCCUAAUUUCCACCAGUUUUCCGCUCCCAACUGCAGCCCUGCUCAAUUGCUCAUACCACAUCCACUGCUGUUCCAGAGGGAGCCCUGUCCCUAGAUGUGGCUUGUGGGAGGAGGUGGUUACAGCAGAAAGGAGGAAGUGAGAAAGCUCUGUUCCAUGAGGAGAACUCUGCUUAUGGUUUGUAGGAUGCAGGCAAAUAUCUCCCUGAAAGAAAAAUCAUCACCUGCUCACUUUCUGUAUGUUAGGAUACUGGUGAAGGUGCAGAAGGUCCAAUAAUAAUACAAGGUGUAAUCCUAGUUCUGAAAAAUCAAAUUGUUUUAUAUGUGGUUUCUAACAGUUCUGUAUGAUUUUUAAACAAGGGUUGUUGUUUUUUAAAGUUGGGUAACUUAUGUUACCAGCCAAAGGGUUUAAUUUUAAGAGAGUUUUUGAAGUUAUUCUAAAGGAUCCUUUAGUGCUGAUUUCCUGUUGUGUUCAACAGGUGUAUUGUUUGUUAUGUAUAAUGUAAUAAGUGACAUUGGGCUGCAUUUAUUAUUGUGUACAAAGAAUUGAUACAUUCUUAUUUAUAUGGAAAAGGCAUUUUUGUAGUUGCUUGCUGGCAACAUGUUUUGCUGCAGGACACUGCAAGAAAGUAUUCUAGGCUUCUGGGUGUGUUUUUUUUUUUUGUUUGUUUGGUUUUUUUUUUAACCCCGAUUUAGUUACAAUGCUUUUUUUUUUUAAGGUUUGGAAAUAUUUUUUCCCCUUUUAGGUAGCUAAUGAGAUUUUUUUUUUAAUUGCGACUACCCUCAAAACUCUCUCUCUCUCUCCCUGCAGUUGCAAAGCUAACUGAUACUGGUUCAAUAGAUAGAAAUCCUCUCUCUUCAUCUCAGAAUUCCUGCCUGCUGAUACUGUUCUUUCUCUAGGCCCUGUGUGAUGUUUUCCACAACCCUCCUCCUUUUUCCUUGGCCCCGACCCAUUCCCCCUUUCUUCAUGGACCCUCUGCCCUCCUGUCUUCCCAGCUCCUGUCUCUCCAGCCAUCCUGCAGCACUCUCCUGUCUCUUGACCUUCUGUGAAGCUUUUCCCUAUAGCCCAUUUCCUGCAGUCAGUCAGGCAAGAUAAGGGAGGAGAGGCUGGCAGGCCUGGGAGCCUCCAGUAUGAAUGGAGGAAGGAGGGAGGGAAUGGAAGAUGUUAGCAUUUUGCCACUGCCAUCAGUGUCUAGGGGUAAAUCAUGAGUGGACUGAGAUGAGAACUAUCACUGCAAGGGCAGCAGUGGGAAAGAUGAUGACAGUUUCCCUGGACUUCUGUUAAUUGUCACCUUCUUUCUCUAGUCAACUAGCAGCCUAAGUAACACAGCAUUCAACUAUCCUCUCUGCUUUCUUCAGCAACUUUCCCUUUUUAGAAUAUAGACUAUUCCACAGCUUUAUGUAAGAGCAAAAGAAAUUGCAUUCUCCAUGCAUGUGGUGGUAUGGUCAUGGUUGCUCAAAGGCAGACACUAAGCUCCUUCCUGUGCAUCUGAAUAAUAGGGGACAGGAGAAGAGGCUGCAAUCGAGAAAAACAUUGGGAGAAGAAACCCUGCAGGGGAGUACAUGCUUUCCUUUGGUGUAUACGGAAGAAGAUGAGAGGUUGCAGUCAAAACAUCCACUUGGAUGGGACCCUUUGUCCUCCUCCCAUUACUGAACAUGCUGCUGACAAGAUGAGGGCAAGUGCCCCCUCAGUGGUUUCCUAAUUGCUGCCUUACAUAAAACCAUUCAUGAAUGCACUGUGGCCAGAACUUUGGUCACCAUGCAUAUUCUGAGGCUGCAUCUGCAACCAAAGAUAAAAACUAGUUUGAGAAUCAGUAGUGCUGGGGAAAGGCUAAUUAGAUUAAGAAACAGAUAAGAGAAUUCUGGUCAUGGAUAUUCCUUAAUUGGAUACAAUUUAUUCUGAGGCAAUAGAGUUAGUCCUGAUUUAUGAUAUGGAAUUGAGUUUUUAAAUUCAAGCUCAUUUGAAACAGCUGUGUCUGUACUGUGAGUUGGUUAUGUGACUGGUGGCAUUUAGCAGAACUACAUGCAUUCAUCCUAGAAACAUUCUCAACAUUUCAUCUGAAAUAUCACAGAAUAAAACCCAAGGGGCAGUAGUCCACAUCUUAACUAUGGGCCAAUACAGUGUCUGGAAACAUACAAUGGGAAACACAAAUGCAGCAGUAAUUAAAACCAACACCAAAAUUUGUUCUGUUGGUUCUUUUUAAAGUUCCUGUUUCUGCAAAACGGUCUACAAAUGAAGGAAGUUAAGCAUAGAGCCCAGCAGCAUAAGAGCAAUCUGAAUCAUUAGUAUCGGUUUGCCCAGGUCAUUGCAUGUGGAGAAAAAGGACUUCAGACGGCAACUUAUUGGAGAGAAAUAAGCUCUGUUGUCCUCUCGCUCCCCCAGUUAAUGUUUGUAAUACAUGUUUGUGAAAACUCUCCUAAUAAAUUGUCUUAAAAGUCAAUCUUGUUUAAGUUAAUUUAUGUUUUGCCUUCCUAAACUUGAAAUUAUUCUUUAUGUGAACCCCUAGGAAUGCAGGAUUCAGGCCAAACAUUAAGCUUUUCAUUUGAAGGGAAGUCUUGGAAGAUGUACAGAAAAGUCAAGUGUAUUGGUGAUGUGGAUUGUUUUUGUUGUGCUCGUGAAACAGAAGGCAAGGCAAACUAAUCAAGUACGAGGAUAGAAUAUGGCAUCAGUAAGGCCAUGUUUCCUAUUAAACUCUGCAAUCUUAGGCUCCAGCUCUGCAGUACAUUUGAACAAGCUCGGUUCCUUCCCUUGUCCCCUAUAUCUCUAAAGAAUUUCAUUGAACUCAGGGGUCUACGAGAUCCCAGUGCCUUUUGGUGUCUUGGAGAGCCAUUAGUAUCUUAUUAGGCUGUUCUGCAGGGGAAUGAUCUCAGCUAGUUGGCUAGUCCUGGCUUCCAGGGAGCAAAGUGCAGUAUCUUGUGUGAGUGGGAUACAUCUUAAGGCCAAUGUCAGUGUUACAUUUCCUACUAGCAUCUUUAAAACCUGUAUAUGGAAGUAGAGCGAAAAUGCUACAAGACUUGAUUACAUCUUUGCAGUAGCAGAAUAAGCAGUCCUAAGUCUGGCAUAUAGAUAGUAAACAAGUCUUAAGAAGCUUUUCUGAUUACAUAUGGCAGGUUUGGACCGGAGCUUUCUGACAUUAUAAAGGUUUGCAUCUAGCCAUUUUCUCCCUGUUUCACACAUUAUAUGCAGGCAAACCCAAGUUUGCCACCAAGGAACUGCUGCCAGUCAAGACUCCCUGACAAGCAUACUCAGAGGUGCUCUUACCCCUGGACUUCGGGGCCAAAGUCCAGGGCCUCCACAGCCCCUGCCCCCCCCAAUCCUCUUUAGUCUGUCCCAGGUGGUGUGGUCGCCCGUCCAAGCAUGAUGAUGCUUAAUUUUCAGGGUAGGGAGGCCUCCAAAGGCCUUUAGGUACAGGCUCCAAAAUUAUUUAGGUGCACUUCUGAGCAUACUGGUAUGAUAUAUGUGUUUGCAAAUGUGUUUGUCCCAUUCACAGUUAACAUCUCGGGUGCUCUCCUGAAACAGUCGUGUGAAAUUGCCCUCACCUACAUCUGAAAAGAUACAAAUUGGAGAAGUAAUAUAUUGCAACUGUUCUUUAUACUGUACAAGCUGAAUGUCUGGCAGUGGCUUAUAGAUUUGAGUGUGCUGAAGAGCGAAUAGGGCUAUAUCUCCUUCCAAUACCUUUGUGCAUAUGUGCCACUGGAACUUGUACUGAUGCCUUAUGGUGAUGUAACUUCUAGCAGGGCAAUAUAGUCAUACUCAGUAGUUGGUCAAAUCAUUCUGUCCACACUUCUCGUCAACAAAGAUGCUGGGACAUGAUAAGUUGGGCGUUCUGUUCCUUAAGAGAAAGUAACCAUUUUCAUAACACCAUUGGAAGAACUGGGUUACUCAAGCACAUUUUCAAAUUGCAUUCAAACAUGUGAGUCUAUUGAAGCCCUGUUGUUUUGCACCAGUUCCAAAUUUGAGGGCAUGAGUGCAAUACAGUCUGAUUCCUGUUUAGGCUUUUUGGAACCAAUGCAUAAAAUUUAAAACAUUGUCACCUGACAGAGGCAUUUUGGAGAGUUAGGAAGGUCUUCACUUGUUGAACGUUUGCUCUGUCUUAUCAAUGGUUGUCUCAGGGGGCCUUCAAGUAGUGUGUUAAGAUAAAAUGGACAAACCUGCAAGAAAUAGUAGAAGGUCCUUGUAUUUCCAGUGUUUUGCUAAAACAGUGUUCAGUGAGCUCCUGUCAUAAUUCCCACUGUUUUCUUUUCAAGUUGCUAUUCAGACCUGUAAGUCGGUCUCUCUUCUCCCACCUCUCGUUUCCAUUUGACCUUCUGUUCUGUUCUUCCUAUCAGUAUGUGUGUCUUUUCCUCUCCUGUUCUUUAGUGGGGGCGAGUUUUAAGAUCUUGCUGUUUGUUAUAGAUACUAUUUUUUGUAUUGUGGACUUGCAUGGGGAUACAUUUGGUUGAAAAGGCACUGUAGUCUUUACUGGAAAGGGGUGUUUUAAUGUUGCAUUUGUUUAUAAAUGCAUUACUUUGGUACUGUAACUUUGGACAUUGUUUCUGAAUUUAUUACUAUCCUUUUUACAUUUUAGUUCAGAGAUAUUUUUUCUCCCUUAGGGGGGGUUUGGGUGUUUUUUUGUUUGUUGUUUUUGUUUUUGCAAUUUUAACAAGGGGUUGGUAAUUAGGUGUAUGGGUUUCCUAACCAUGCAAAACCUGCAUGAUAUUCUCAGUCCUGUGGAGAAUAUGGUACACUUCUCUGAUGACUGCACUAUACCUACAGUAUUUUUAAAUGGCCUUUUGAAAAUCAUGAGAGUUUUUUUGAUGUCAUCCAGACCUAGGUUUUCAUUGUAAUUAUAAACCUUGCCCUGACCUGCCUCUCCUGUAAUGUGCCCUGUGUAAUAGAUUGUGCGGAAGAUACCUAGAAAGCAUUAUAUGGUUUCCCUUUAAAUAAUGUGAUUUAUCCAAACUUUUGACUGUCUACAUGAUUGAGAUGGGUCAGUUGCCCUAUUUUCCUUGAUGAUUUGGAAUUGUAAGAGUUGUCCAGGUGUUGCUUAUUAAAUUUUUUGCAAACUGGAGAA